Myxozyma melibiosi is the source of this 314-nucleotide messenger RNA. RefSeq names its product translation machinery associated TMA7. The coding region runs from base 33 to 224 and encodes 63 amino acids. The record is from RefSeq and is a predicted model, not a curated record. The transcript is spliced from 2 exons. NCBI's taxonomy places the organism in Eukaryota, Fungi, Ascomycota, Lipomycetes, Lipomycetales, Lipomycetaceae.
UCCAUCUUCUACAUCAUCUACACAUCUACACAAUGUCCGGACGACAAGGAGGAAAAGCAAAGCCUUUAAAGGCACCCAAGAAGGAGAAGAAGGAGCUCGACGACGAGGACAAGGCCUUCCAGGAGCGAAAGAAGGCCGAGGCUGCUGCUCGCAAGGAGUUGGCUGCGAAGGCCGCCAAGGGCGGUCCCCUCGCUACCGGCGGAAUCAAGAAGUGUGUAUCCUAGUCUUGUGUCUUCUGCAUCCAACACAUGCUAUCUUGUUUACGAUUGUGAUACUAACAGUGAUGAAUAGGUCCGGCAAGAAAUAAAUAGUUA